Messenger RNA from Schistocerca nitens (vagrant locust), 579 nucleotides. Its product is annotated as putative inhibitor of apoptosis. Gene Ontology annotation, biological process: regulation of cell cycle. NCBI's taxonomy places the organism in Eukaryota, Metazoa, Arthropoda, Insecta, Orthoptera, Acrididae. Gene Ontology annotation, cellular component: cytoplasm; spindle microtubule; nucleus. The record is from RefSeq and is a predicted model, not a curated record. The coding region runs from base 1 to 579 and encodes 192 amino acids. The transcript has a single exon.
AUGUACCUCACAUUUCCUGAGCGGUUGGAAACGUUUCAAGAUGGAAAUUGGUUCAAAGAGUUUUUACCACCUGAGGACCUAGCACAUGCUGGUUUCUACAGACCUAACUAUCAAAGUGAUGAUGAUACCGUCAAAUGUGUCUAUUGUGAAAUUGAACAGAGUGGCUGGCAACCGGGUGACGAUCCACUAGUGAGACAUUUAUGUCAGUCUCCAAAAUGCCCCUUCGUAUGCCCUGGAGCGAUUGAUUUAUGCAGGCAAUGCAUGUUUAACGAACGCAAGUUGGCACAUAUGAGACUACCUGCAUCGCCUCAGUACUGUUCUCGGACAGCACGUCAAGAAUCCUUCCAAAAUUGGUCAAAAGAUCUACCAGUACAACCAGAACAGUUAGUUGAGGCUGGUUUCUUCUAUACUGGCACUGGUGAUUCUACAGCAUGCUUCUAUUGUGGUGGAGGACUGCGUGACUGGGAGGUGGGUGAUGAUCCAUGGCAGCAGCACACAUUCUGGUAUCCUCAUUGCAAGUACUUGUGGCUUAAGGAUAAAAUAACGCAUGAAAGACAAUCAAAUGAUGAAAUAGAUUAA